CGUUUCCGGGAGCAAACAGCGUCUUCCUGCAGCGACCGAAGCUUUGAUUCACAGGAACUCUGACACACGCAGCUGCAAAAACAUUUCACACUGGAAAACUGUCAGGAGACACAGUGAAACAUCAUGACGACGCUGCUGGACCUGAAGAGUAGUGUGCUGCGGCAGGUGCAGAGGAGCCAGUCCCUGAGGAGCCGGAGGGAGCCGCCACCCACCGCCAGCAGCCCCCUCACGCACUGUCCUGACCCCUUACCUCGCAGGAUUUCCGAGGAGAGCUUGGAGUUCUUUGAGCGUAUGAACGCCAUCCUUCAAAAACAAGAGAACAUGCUGCGGGCUGCCCAGGCUGAGUGCCAAAGAGGGGCCUGCACAGUGCCGCCGCCCCAAGAGCAUGUGGACCAGGCCUUUAUCCCCGACAGAAUCAGCAGGACAGAGCUGGACCUGCUUUAUGAGGAAGCUGUUUACACGGUGGUCAACAGGGUCGGAGUGCAUUCACCAGAACAUGUGAAAAGUGACGAAGAGCUUUUUGCGUACCUGCUAAAGGUGUUUGAUAUGGGUGAAGAGGAGCAUGAUAUCAUUCUCCAAAAAGUUCAAGAAUCCAAGCGAGCCAGUUUUUCCUUAAGAGUUUCUGUUAUGAAAGCAAAGAAUCUGAUGGCCAAGGAUGCAAAUGGGUACAGCGACCCCUAUUGCAUGCUGGGAAUCCUGGUGGGCCAGAGCCCUCGGGAAAUGGAGGAGAAAAAGGAGAGAAAGUUCAGCUUCAGGAAGAGGAAGGAGAAGCUGGAGAAACGCUCCAGCACCAAGGAGGUGUUACCUGCCAGGUGUAUCCAGGUGACCGAGGUCAAGCCGGAGACUCUCAACCCAGUGUGGGACGAGCACUUUGUGUUUGAAAUUGAUGAUGUCCACAAUGACGUCUUACAUCUGGACAUAUGGGAUCAUGACGAUGACGUGUCUGUUGCUGAGGCCUGCAAAAAGCUCAAUGAAGUCAGUGGACUUAGAGGAAUGGGCAGAUAUUUUAAGCAGAUAGCAAAGUCAGUGCGUGCCAAUGGAUCUGCUUCAUCAGGCUCUGAGGAGAACGCCGAUGACUUCCUCGGAUGCAUCAACAUCCCUUUGAAUGAGAUUCCUGUUGUCGGCUAUGACACCUGGUUUAAGCUGGAGCCUCGAUCGAGUGCUUCUAAAGUUCAGGGAGAAUGUCAUCUGAUGCUGAAGCUCUUCACCAGCCAGAGAGACACAACUUUGUCUAAGAAGGACUCAAAUGUCUCCAUUCACAAGAAACUGCUGAGUCAGAUCGUGGAGUAUGAGCACUCUCAUGUUAAGAGAGAGCCUUACAACUGGAACGGGCAGGUCUGUCCUCCAGCGUGGACUGUGCUAACUCACCAUGCUGUGCAAACUGAUCUCUCACCUCUCCAACAGGCCAUUAUUCGUUGGCAGUGCUACAGCAGCCACCAUCGGACCCAGAGGGUGUGCUACUCCCUGCUGCUGCGCCUCCUGAGGACUAUCGAUGCAGAGUGGGACCCUCCUGCUGUGAGGGGAGACCUGGAGAGGCAGCUGUCAGACAGCUUCAGGCUGUACACAGAGCACUGCCUGUGCCUGAUGAAGAACAUGCGUCAGGUUUUCCCCAGCACCAGCGCUGCUGCCAUUACACGCUACGAGCUCAUGCUGAGGGGGGUUGGCUACAUGCAAAACAUGCGGGCGUUUAAGACUGCAUGUCCUCUCCGCAACGAACUACAUUUGGACAUCACUACUGCUGUCAAGAAAGGAACAGCAGAGUGGUAUGAGAGCUUAAUAGCACAGUAUAAACCAGAGGAUGGGACUCUGGAAGAGCAGCUGAAGAAGCUGGUUCAGGUGGUGGAUGCUGUGUGUGCGGACGUACAGAGAGCCCAGAAUAUCUACAAUAAACUCUUCUACAGUGCUGUGAAAGUAGAUUUCUUCAGCAUAUCAUACAGGCAGUUGGAGAAACAGGUAGCCGAUGAUGUAAAUGUAGCAAUGGAGCGGGUGUGUGGGACUCUGGAGCAGGAGAGCUCCAGACUGACUCAGACAAUGGGAGAAACCAUCUUUGAGCUCUUCAUGUCCCUGAAAACCCUCAAAGGCUUUCGGGAGUUUCUUCCACUCAAGGAUGCUAAAAUGUUGGCCUUGACAGGCUUUCAUAACUGGUUCAAGUCCUCGAUUCAUAAGUGGCUGCAGAUUGUGCACGACAGAUCCUGUGACAGGAUCCUUAAAGCGGUGGAAACAGACAAGCUGGAGCCUGUGCAGCAGGCCAGACACAGCUCCUCAGCCGUGGAAGUGACAACGUGCUUCAGCCAGGUACGCGAGAUCUGGCUCCAGCUGGCCUGGCCAGACUCUGCAGGGGCCUUCAUCUUUGUCACCCGUUUGACAGACAAUUUCUGCAGUGAGGCUGUGUGCUACUCAGAGAUGAUAACGCGCAAGAUUGAGAGGAACCAGCUGGGCCGAGAUCACAAGAGCUUCACAGUGCAGCUCUGCAUCGCCCUGAACAACACAGAGCAUGUGCGCGUUUUCCUGGGCCACCUGCCCCGUGACCUGGACUGGCAAGGUGUGGAGCGGGCCAUGGAGGAGUCCUGUGGGAUGGAGGGGAAGGAGCAGGUUUACAAGGCUCUCAACGGGCAGCUGUUCAACAUGGACCUGGACCUGCAGAGAGAAUCCAAACGCCUCAUCGCACUGCUCACCGACAAGAUGCUACCUGAGCUGCGGAGGUACAUCCAGCACAUCAGCCUGUCUCCAGACUCCAUCAACAAUGACGACGCUGUGUCCCCUCUCAUGAAGUACUUACAAGACACUAUGGUUAUCCUCACUGAAAACCUUGUAAAGGAGAACCUGACUAGAGUCCUCCAGAGCAUGUGGGAACUGCUCCUGCGGAUGAUCCUGGACGCAGUCACAGAAAACAGAGGUGUUCAGGUGGAGUUUUACAACCGCUUCCAGUACACAGUGGAGACCGUGUUGCAGUUCUUCCAUGCUAAGGGAGAAGGUCUUUCCCUGGAAGACAUGAAGAGUGGAGAGUACAAGGUCCUGGAUGAGGAGCUCAGGCUGAAUAAAUGUUCCUCCUUUGAGCUGAUUGAACAGUACUAUCUGGAGAAGAUUUCCCACCAGAAAACACUCAAACAUACCCGUUAUGGUCGGAUCAGUGUGAAGUGCUACUAUGAUGCUCCAGAGCAGAGACUGACGGUGGAGAUUCUGCACGCUGCGGAUAUCAUUGCACUGGAUGCCAAUGGUCUGAGUGACCCAUUUGUCAUAGUAGAGCUCUGUCCUCACCACCUCUUCCCUAUGGCCAAGAGUCAACGCACGCAAGUGAAGCUUAAGACACUGCACCCUGUAUUUGACGAACUCUUUUACUUCCACGUCAGUCCUGAACAGUACAGACACAGGUUUGCCUGUUUGACCUUCACUGUGAUGGACUACGACUGGCUUUCCACUAACGACUUCGCCGGUGAAGCCGUGGCUCCUCUCAGUGACUUCUGCUGGCCUGGGAGACCGAACGCCUCUGCGGCCGGCAAGAGUGUCCAGCCGGUCAUUCUGCACCUGUCUCGCAGUAAACCCAGUGAGAAGCCAAUCAUGAGGAUGCUGGACGCUCGCAUCGGAGACAGGGAGGCUCAGGAGUUUGUCCGCAGGCUGAAGGAGAUUGAGAAGUCAAUGGAGGAGGAGUAAAAGCUUUCAGCGCUGCCUGUGUUGGUGUUUUCUGACCACGUCUUGCAACAUGUGCUUUUGUACUGGUACGAUGUUUACAAUAUUUGAAUUUCUUUUUUUCCAAUGUUAUUGUUUGUUCAGUAAUUAUACCAAAAUGAAAAGAAAAAAAAAGGAAAGCAGUGCAGCUUAUCGCUGUUUUCUAACUGGGAAAUGAACAUCCUGUCACUGUGCAACUCUAUGCUGUCUCAGUUCAACUAUAUUUUAGAAUUUAAUGGAUAGUUGAUCCUAAAUGUUACUAGUCUAUAUUUUUUGUAAUGAGGUAAUGUUAUCUUUGUUGUAUGAUCUUUGAUAUGAUAGAUUUAACAUUUCAGAACUAUUUUGUGGAAGUAGCUUACAUAUCCAAUAGUAUUCAGUCAGAGUCUAAAUCUAUACCUCAGAUAUGCUCAUUAGUUGCAGGGGAGUUUAACAGGUAUUGAGACUUUUCACAUUCUCCACAGACAUUGUGGACAUAAAAUGCAUGAAAGCUUAUUUAGGAUGCAAAAGCAUGAACUCACAACGACUUUCCAAAUCAUAUAGUCGCUUUUUCAGCAAACAGCUAUGAAUAAAAGUACAUAUUUUUAGGACCCAAAUCGAGAAGAAGCAACACAUAUCUUUGGGGAAUUGCACUUCCUGAGACUUGGUGUUUUAAGGCCAGUCAGACAGAUCAGCAGCAGGGAGGCCUAACACUCCCCCGAGGCACACACCACAGCUCGGGUUCAUUCGGCUUUUCAGAUUGCUCUUCACAAAGCUCAUGAUGGGUCAUUGAAGAGGCCAAAGACAGUGCUACCUGAGUGGUGGGAAGACCAAUUCUUUUAACUCAGUUCUUUCUUUCUGUGUAACACCAGUGAGUCAACAUCUCUGCGGAAAUAUAUGUGGCGUUUUUGCUCAUUUAAUUCAGCCUUAAUCGAUGUUGUCGACUCAACAAUUAAUGAGUGAGUGCCUGAAAUGGGAAAAACAAAAACAAAUUUAAUUUUGCAUUGUUGCAACUGCACCAUAAAAUAAUUAACUUAAUUGGGUGUCACAAAAGGAACGAUCAAACAGAGUUAAAAACUUAAGCAUUCGGUGUAAAUUGUUGUGUAUUACAACUAAUUUGAAGCUAUUCUAAAAGUAGCCUGCAAGGUUAUUUAACUUUUUCAUGCUACUUUUACUUUACAUACUAUUGCAACUCAGCAAAAGCAGCUGAAUAGAUUUAAAAUUUUGAGUUAUUUAUCAAUGGCAAAUGGAUUUAUUUGUAGAGACUUCAAAUUAACAAUUUGUGAAAUGAAUCAUCACUUUUGUUCCUUGCUUUUACUCUGCUGGUAACAGGAACUAUAUUCAGAAUCAUUCAUAUUUUCAUGGUAAUGGGGAUACGCCAGGAAACUCUGAUGCCUGAUAAUUGAAAGGCAGAAAAUACACCAUGACAUCCCCAAAGAUAACGCAGUGUGUGGCACUGUGGCCUUACUUCCAGAUGGUAGAGCUUCAAAAACGUUUAUUAGGAGAAACCCUGCUAAUUGCAGCUAAUGAGCUCAUGUAGCGUCCAGAAAGAUCUGGAAACAGCCAUCAAACAUGGCAAAGCCUUUGUUAAUACAACUUUAAGAUGCAGACUCAUCACAGGCAGGAGUCUUUGCACAGUGUGAGGCUUAAUCUCUAGAGGUGAAGAGAAAGGAAAAGCAUAAUGAACCUGUGUAAUAGCGUAAUUAUGCUUAAGGGGGGAAAAGGCAAGACCUGCCUGCCCGCAGUAGCUCUCAUGGCAGGCACAAUUCAAUGCCUGCUCUCACCAGUCCUCUGAAGCUAUGUGUCUGUGACUGCAAGGUUAGGAUUUUAAUAUUAUUGCAGAAAAACACAACCUGGAAUCUAACUUUCCUCUCGUGGAGAACAUGAAGUUGUUAUGCAAUUGAAACCUCACUAUACAACUCAAACAAGCACAAAUUCUAGCUUAAUAAAAUGAUCAUGGCAGAUUUUACCCUCAUGGUAGCAAGCUAAUAUUAUCGUAGCAAGUCUGAAGGGCUUGUUUCCCAGAAAGAGUUUGAAUUAAACCAGGAGAAGCUAGAAUAGAAAUAAUGAAUUAUGUUGUAUGAAAAAAAUGAAACAUCUUCAGCAAAGAAAGUCCUGGACUUAAUAUCAAGUCCUUAGAGCACAAAAAUCCCAUAAUAUAAGAUCCCAGAAUUUCUUAUAUCUACAUUGACUGACCAUUAAUCUGACCUUCCGAAUUAGAGGUUUGAUUUAAGUCUUUAAGUCCCUUUAGUUCUGGAGGAAGUUUAAUUUUCAUUCAGGAAAUGGGUUCAGUUCAAAGACUGAGUUAAAUGAAGGAUGUCUAUGAAAGCCAUCAGUCUCGUUCAAACACCACUGAAGUCUCGACUGCAGCCUACAAGUCCUGUCUGAGUAAUUGACACCUACUGUCAAAAAUGUAGCUUAAAAUGUACAACUGGUAAACAUGCAGUCAGAUGAGGCUUCAGAGAGAUUUAGAGAUGAGGUUCUAGGUUGGAAAAAAACAGGUACACUCCUCUAUGCUGCUCAGAAAUACCCAUCCAACCAACCACAUGGGUAUGAUGUUUUUGAGUUUCUGCUCGCAUUCACAAAUAAGAAGAAUACACAAUCAGACUUUUGGGAGCUGUUAAUGGAUGUUGCCAUUUUUUAAAUGGCAGUUUUAUUUUAGAAAGACACCUUACAGACAAAACAACAAGAUCUACACAUCUACAAGAAAGUAGUAGUAGAUGUGUAGAGAAGAAACACUGAUAAACACUGUAGCAAGUACUGAGAACUUAGCACCAAAAUCUUCACACCGACAGCAUUUUGAUAGUGAUGUAUCUUUACAGUAGCUGCUUGUGUAGUGCUUUGUCGUUACCCUGUGGAGUUGUGAGGAUGAAGCACGCAAAAACCAUAUCUAUGCCUGGAGAGUGUGCUGCAUUACAGGGAUUGUUCAGGUGUUUAAGAUGCCUGCCUUACUUAACAGGAGCGAGGAAUCCUUUCAGUCCAUCUGAGCAACACUUGCCUUUAUGUUUGGUAUUGUUUUUUCAGAUACUGUAGGCAGAAUUUGUUUGUUAGCAUUAUUACUGAAUUAUCGCCCUUCGUCUCCUGUGUUAACAAGAUAAUAUAUAUAAAUGGUUAAUAGGUCCAUUGACUGAAGUAUUUUUCAUUCUCAGUGUUGUGAUUGUAUUUUCCAUGCAUUAUGUUAAAACCGGGUGUUCGGGCCAAAUGUUUACAAAGAAAAAAGAUGCAACCUCACUUUGAGUGUAAACAACCAUUAUAUAGUCAAAUAAAGCUAAUAUUAUAUAAUAAAAUCUAUAAAAGCUCACAGUACAAAAGUAAUUUACAUAUUUCUAAGAGCGUGGAAAGUUAAAUGGAAAGCAGUCUUUUUCCAGAUUCUUUAUGUGAGGGAAGCACGCUGUCUUAUCACCUUAAAUACAACUGUGUUUGGUCACAGUGUUGUAGAUGUCUUAACCGUAUGUUGCCCUUAGACAGGCAAUCUGAAAAGUAGUGGAUGAGUAAAUCAAUUUAUUUUUUGUGAAUUUCAAAUUCAAAUAAAGUAUUUUAGUCUUCAAAUGUUCGGUGACUUCAUACUAUUAUCAUAGUAUUCAUGUCCUGCAAAGCGCACUUCAUAAAAUGGCCAUAAUUUUUAAAAAGAGGCAAAGGUCAAAAGCUGUGUUAUCUAGUUUUAAAAACAUGGCAACAGACAGACUGUGAAUUAACAGAAUGUCAUCAAAACUUAGUUUCGUAACUGUCAGUGCCAUCAUGGACAUCUUUCAUUUGAGGUAUUAAUAUAGAAGUAUUGUUAACUGAGUAUUUGGUUUGUGGUCUGCCAGCCAAAUUUAAAGGCAACAGCUGGUGAAACGUAUCUUCAAGAGGCAAAACACCUUCGAUUUGUUAUUGUUAAAGUGAAUUAUUUGUCCUUGAAUUGUAAAUGCCUGUGUUGCUGUUUAUUGGAUUAUAC
Messenger RNA from Toxotes jaculatrix (banded archerfish), 7579 nucleotides. RefSeq names its product BAI1 associated protein 3 (gene baiap3). The record is from RefSeq and is a predicted model, not a curated record. The transcript is spliced from 34 exons. Lineage: Eukaryota; Metazoa; Chordata; Actinopteri; Toxotidae. Bases 124 to 3651 code for a protein of 1175 amino acids.